This is a messenger RNA of Ananas comosus (pineapple), 2385 nucleotides long. Its product is annotated as glucose-1-phosphate adenylyltransferase large subunit 1-like. Gene Ontology annotation, molecular function: glucose-1-phosphate adenylyltransferase activity. The record is from RefSeq and is a predicted model, not a curated record. NCBI's taxonomy places the organism in Eukaryota, Viridiplantae, Streptophyta, Magnoliopsida, Poales, Bromeliaceae. Bases 235 to 1818 code for a protein of 527 amino acids. The transcript has 15 exons. Gene Ontology annotation, biological process: glycogen biosynthetic process.
UAAGUAUUCAACAACCGAAGUUGCGGAGGAUUCGCGCGUUUUAUUCUCCCUCUCGUCUCCCUUAUUCCUUUUCCACUACUAUUCUGAUUCUGAAUCUGAAUAUAUAUAUAUAUAUAUAUAGAUUUAUUUACACAUGCAUUAAUUUUGUAUCCCUUAUUCAAACACUCCUCUCUACUGCGUGUGUGUGUCUCUCUCUCUCUCUUUCUCUAGAUUGAUCGCAACACAAGCUUCGCAAUGGCGGCGGCGCUUUCGAUGCCCUCCUCUUCCUCCUCCUCCUCCCUCUCCCACCGCCGCGGUCGCCGUGUUUCAUCGAUCUUGUAUUCGUCCUCGUCUUUUAUGGGCAAAAGAAUCGCCCUGCGAAGUAGCACUCCAAUGCCGAAAUUGAGAACUGCUCCAACAAGUACUGCUGCUGCUGCUACUGCCACUGCCACUACUAUAUGCAACUCCGUUCUCAUCGACGUCGCCAAAGAUGUCAUGAUUCAGCCCGUCGAGGCGCCGACGAUGGUGAAACCCACAGCCGAUCCCAGGUCGGUGGCGUCGAUCAUAUUGGGAGGCGGCGCGGGCACUCGCCUUUUCCCCCUUACGCAGAAGAGAGCGAAACCCGCGGUGCCGAUCGGCGGGUGCUAUCGGCUCAUCGACAUUCCCAUGAGCAACUGCAUCAACAGCGGGAUAAACAGGAUCUACGUCCUGACGCAGUUCAAUUCGCACUCCCUCAAUCGCCAUAUCGCUAAAACCUACAAUUUCACCAACAGCAUCGUCGAGGUACUAGCAGCAACUCAAACUCCGGGAGAGUUCGGUGAUAGGUGGUUUCAGGGAACGGCAGACGCCGUCAGACGAUUCGCGUGGCUCUUCGAGGAUGCCAAACUAAGACAAGUAGAGAACAUAGUGAUCUUAUCUGGUGAUCAUCUGUACAGGAUGGACUACAUGGACUUUGUGCAGAAGCAUAUCGACACGGGCGCUGAUAUUACCGUCUCUUGCGUCCCCACGGAUGACAGUCGUGCUUGCGACUUUGGAUUAGUGAAGAUCGACGAAACGGGACGGAUUGAGCAAUUUCUUGAGAAACCCAAGGGCGAAAGCCUAAAAACAAUGCAAGUGGACACAACUGUUCUAGGAUUGUCUCCUCAAGAUGCAAACAAGUACAAAUAUAUCGCCUCGAUGGGGAUAUAUGUGUUCAGGACUAGUUCCUUGCUGAGGCUUCUGAGGUUACACUAUCCCACUGCCAAUGAUUUCGGAUCAGAGGUCAUUCCAAAAGCUGUCAAAGACUACAAUGUGCAGGCAUAUCUAUUUGAUGGCUACUGGGAGGACAUUGGAACGAUAAAGUCGUUCUUCGAUGCAAAUCUUGCUCUCACUGAUCAGUGUUCCAAGUUUCACUUUUAUGAUCCCCUGAAUCCAAUCAUCACAUCUCCUCGAUAUUUACCACCGACGAAGAUAGACAAGUGCAAGGUAGUGGAUUCCAUAGUUUCACACGGAUGCUUCCUAACGGAAUGCAGCAUUGAGCACUCUGUCGUCGGUCUCCGCUCGAGAUUAGAACCCGGGGUGCAGCUUAAGGACACCGUGAUGAUGGGCGCGGAUUAUUACCAAACUGAGCAAGAAAGAAGUUGCUGCCUUGCAGCGGGAAAUGUGCCGCUUGGUAUCGGAGAAAACACCAAGAUUAGGAACUGCAUAAUUGACAAGAAUGCGGGUAUCGGAAAGAACGUGAUCAUCGCUAACUUAGACAAUGUGGAAGAAGCAGACAGACCAUCAGAAGGGUUCUACAUUCGCUCGGGAAUCACAGUGAUACCAAAGAAUGCUGUAAUUUCUGACGGAACCAUCAUCUAAAAGUUUAACCCUGUGAUUUGAAGCAAGUACAUUGAUAGGAAUAGAAUUUCUAGACCUUUUUUUAAACAAAAAAUUCUUUCAUUAUUUUCACAAUUCUGCGAGUGAUCGAUUGAAGACUCUCCAACGCCAUCAAGUCUCAAGGCUGACUCUAGUGAGAAGCAAACCAUUAUCUCCAGGCUGCAGCAGAGAUGUUAUUUUUAACCCCUUUUUUCCCCUCAAACAAAUUUCCUUGUUAGUAUACAUUUAUGUAUUAACUUUUGUUUCAACUGAAACAAUUGCAACAUUUGCAUAGGAUAUUGAAGAACAAAUGAUAAACAUUAACAUAUAAAAUCUAUGCCUUAACACUUCAAGCUUCUACAUUUGAAAGUAAUUCUGAGAUUUUCUUUUUUACUCUGUAUUUAUAGUGUGCAUGCACCAAAAAUUCAAAACUACUUUCCAUAACUACUCCGAACUUUACUUUCCAAAGGAUGUCUUUUUAGAAUUAAUGCAAGGGGUGGAUGUGACCGAAGCACGAGCUCGGCAUUAUUGAGAUUCCACUCCUUAUAUAAGCUUCUGGAUCCUACUACA